GUCAACUCAAACAUCUCAAUCAAAUAAAAUAAAACAGCAGCGGCUGUUUUACACUUGUAAAUCUGAAACAACUUGGAGUCGCACCACUGAACUACUCAACUGGCCAGAAAACGCUGCCGGAGUUCGUCGUCGGCCACCGUCAUAAACGGUGAGAAACUCCGGUGGAAGAUAUUAGGAAUAACUACAGGAUCUCAUAGAGUAGAGAAAAGGAAUGGAGUUUAUGUGUUUAAUUGUGACCCUCUCUGUGAUUUUGGUCUUAGGACUUGUCUUUGUAAUAUUCCUAGAAGCGUAUAGAAGAAGAAAUAACCACCAGCACAUUGAAGUUCCUGCUAUUUUUGAGGAUCCUAAUUCAUUGAAACAGGUUCCUUGCCCACACGUAGUUGAUCCUGCCUCAAAGUAUAUCUCUUUGAUAAUUCCUGCAUUCAAUGAAGAGCAUAGGCUCCCUGGUGCACUCGAGGAAACUAUGAUUUAUCUGCAACAACGUGCUUCAAAGGAUCCUUCAUUUUCAUAUGAGGUUGUGAUUGUAGAUGAUGGAAGUGUUGAUGGGACUAAAAGAGUAGCUUUCGAAUUUGUAAGGAAAUACACAGUAGACAAGGUAAGGGUCAUCCUUCUUGGAAGAAAUCAUGGCAAGGGAGAAGCAAUCAGAAAAGGGAUGUUGCACUCACGCGGUGAGCUACUUCUCAUGCUUGAUGCUGAUGGAGCAACUAAGAUCACCGACCUAGAAAAACUUGAAAAUCAGAUUCGAGCUGUUGCUGAGAAGGAAUUUCACCAUGGAGAUUCAAGUGGUAAUGAUCCUAGCUUUAGAAUAUCUGACACCCCUGUUGUUGUAUUUGGGUCACGAGCUCAUCUAGAGGAGAAAGCUUUGGCUACAAGGAAGUGGUACCGCAAUUUUUUGAUGAAGGGGUUCCAUCUUGUGGUUCUCUUGGCUGCUGGUCCUGGAAUUCGUGAUACACAGUGUGGUUUCAAGAUGUUUACUAGGGCUGCAGCUAGGAAACUUUUUUCAAAUGUCCGCUUGAAGAGGUGGUGCUUUGAUGUUGAGUUAGUCUUUCUGUGUAAAUGGUUCCGGAUCCCAAUUUCAGAAAUUUCUGUAAAUUGGUCUGAGAUCCCGGGGUCCAAAGUGAAUCUUCUGAGUAUACCAAACAUGGUUUGGGAGCUUUUGCUCAUGUCUGUAGGCUACAGGAUUGGCAUAUGGAGAAUUUCUAAUUCUACCUGAGCUUCAAUGAUCAAUUUUGGGAAGAAAAUUGACAUUUUCUAUCCAAAGUAUUUAAAGUUUGUAGGACUAACCAUAACCUUCCGGAUUGUGCUGUGUUCAGGAUGGGGUCAUGGAGGCUUUGAUUUUUUUCUUUUAUACUGUUGUUAUAUCUACUAGGUAAAUGUAUUCAACAUUUCAUAGUUACUUACCAUUGACUGAGAAAAUAUCUAAUAACAAGUUUGUAUUUGUUUUCUUAGUUAGCAUAUUCUACAGAUAACAUUUCAUUCCUUAGGUGUCAUUUGAAAGAUUAUCUAACAAUGGUAAGUUAUUUGAUGCUUAAACUAUGAAAUUCGUACACAUAUAUGUAAUAUUUCAUAUUGUAUUUUUAUGUAA
Molecule: messenger RNA, 1585 nt
Organism: Cicer arietinum (chickpea)
Lineage: Eukaryota; Viridiplantae; Streptophyta; Magnoliopsida; Fabales; Fabaceae
Biological process (GO): protein N-linked glycosylation
Cellular component (GO): endoplasmic reticulum membrane
Source: RefSeq, a predicted model, not a curated record